AUGGGAAGUUUGGUUUAUCUCACAGUUACUUGUCCAGAUAUUGCUCAUGUUGUUCAUGUUGUUAGUCAGUUUAUUACUGCUCCUACCUCUGUUCAUUUGGGAGAUGUACUCCGUAUUCUGAGAUGUCUUCGUGGCACUCAGUUUCAAACCCUCUUGUUUCCCUCGACGUCUUCUCUUGAGUUACGUGUCUAUAGUGAUGUUGAUUGGGAUGGUGAUCGUCAUGAUCGUAAAUCCACCACCGGAUUUUGUGAAUUUCUUGGAGAGUCUCUCAUUUCUCGGAAGAGCAAGACACAUGACAUUGUCUCUUGA
Messenger RNA from Lactuca sativa (garden lettuce), 309 nucleotides. NCBI's taxonomy places the organism in Eukaryota, Viridiplantae, Streptophyta, Magnoliopsida, Asterales, Asteraceae. The record is from RefSeq and is a predicted model, not a curated record.